Molecule: messenger RNA, 2763 nt
Organism: Rubroshorea leprosula
Lineage: Eukaryota; Viridiplantae; Streptophyta; Magnoliopsida; Malvales; Dipterocarpaceae
Source: the annotation of a GenBank genome assembly
AGUUAGUGGAGUUUAUGUGUCCUACUAUUGUGGUUGCUGAUAACCAUGUUUCCUUAUCUUUAAGUUUCAGUUUGUAGUGGCUAGAAAAUAGGAGUUUUUGCUUUAUUAGCCUAUUAUAAAUAGGCAGUUGUUAUUCAGUUUAAUGUGUAAUCAUCUUUAUCUAUUUCUAGCAAUAGAAGUGCCUCUUUCUUCUUCUGUUCUGCUCUAUUUUUGGUUGUUUUUGCUUUUAUCUCUUCUGCUACUUCAAUUGUUGCUAGGUGUGGUGGAGGCUGGAGUUGCUGAACUUGCAGAAAAUGCAAAUGAUGCCCAAAAGCACGCCCAUCGUGAGAACAAGAAAAAGGAUAAGAAGGCAUUAUAUUUCAUCCAUCAAGGGGUGAAUGAUGAAGUGUUUGAGAAGAUUCAAGAUGCAACUACGUCAAAGCAAGCAUGGGAUAUCCUGAUGACGGCGUACAAAGGUGCAAAGAAAGUUAAGAAGAUUUAUGGAGAGGAGUACACAGAGCAGACUAAGGUGGAGAAAAUUUUGCGGACACUCACACCAAAAUUUGAGCACAUUGUGGCAGCAAUAGAAGAAGCCCAUGAUUUGUCCCAAAUGACUGUUGAAGAGUUGUCAGGCUCAUUAGAAGCACAUGAGCAGAGACUGAAUGAGAAACGGACAGAGAAGCCGAUUGAGCAAGCCUUCCAAAGCCAAGUUUCCAUCAAAGGUGAUCAAGGUGGUGAAACAAGUCAAAAGCAUGGUGGUUCUCAUGGUAGAGGACGUGGACGUGGUUUUUACUUCAACAAAGGUCGAGGACGUGGUAGAGGAAGGUAUGACAAAUCUCAUGUUGAGUGUUAUUCUUGUCAUAAACGUGGUCAUUAUUCAAGUGAGUGCAGCUAUAAGGAGAAUGAUCAAAAGGCUCAUUAUGUACAAGAGGAAGAUGAUAGUGAAGAUCAUGCUCUUUUGAUGGUUACAUCAACAAUUGAGGCAUCAAAUUAUCACACAUGGUUUCUUGACACCGGAUGUACUAAUCAUAUGUGCGGUAAGAAGGAGUUCUUUGUUGAUCUUGAUGAGUCGUAUCGAUCCAAGGUCAAAUUUGCAGAUGAAAGCACUCUACCAGUGAUGGGAAAAGGGAGAAUCCUCAUCAAGUUGAAGAAUGGAGAUCAUAAUUAUAUUUCAGACGUGUUCUAUGUGCCGGAUAUGAAGAGCAAUCUGCUUAGCUUGGGUCAAUUGCUGGAAAGGGGUUAUAAUAUGCUCCUACGUGAUAAUCAACUCUCCAUCUUUGAUGUAAAAGGUACACUUAUUCUUAAGGCUCCUCUAUCAAAGAAUCGUAUGUUUCGAGUUGACAUUGCUAGUGAGUUGCUUGCUCAAGAAAAUAUGGUGAAGGGCUUGCCUAGCAUAAAUCAUCCAGAGCAAUUGUGUGAGGCUUGUACUCUUGGAAAACACAGCAGGUUACCAUUUGUGGCUGGAAAGAAUUGGCGUGCAAGAAAGCCAUUGGAACUUGUUCAUUUUGAUGUCUGUGGCCCAAUGAGUGUUACAUCAAUUGGUAACAAUAGGUAUUUUCUUACCUUCAUUGAUGAUUUUACUAGAAAAAUUUGGGUCUAUCUUUUGCAAAAUAAGUCUAAACUAUUGAGUUGUUUUAAGAAGUUUAAGGCUCAUGUUGAAAGACAAAGUGGUCAUUGUAUCCAAAUCUUACGAACUGAUGGUGGGGGUGAAUAUACCUCCAAUGAAUUUCAUGAGUAUUGUGGAGAACAGGGUAUACAACAUCAAGUUACAUGUCCCUACACUCCACAGCACAAUGGAGUUGCAGAGAGGAAGAACAGAACCAUAAUGGACAUGGUGAGGAGCAUCUUAAAGGCCAAGGGAAUGCCAAAUUCUUUUUGGGGUGAAGCUGUUUCUUGUUCUGUUUAUUUGUUAAACAGGUCUCCAACAAGGAGUCUUCAAAAUGUUACUCCCGUAGAAGCAUGGAGUGGUUUCAAGCCAAGUGUGAAGCAUCUUAAGGUGUUUGGCUCUAUUGCGUUUGCUCAUGUGCCGGCACAAACAAGGACAAAGCUAGAUGAUCGUGGAAAGAAGACCAUCUUUGUUGGCUAUACUCGUGGAGGAUUCAAGCUGUUCAAUCCUGUGACUAAUAAGGUGAUUGUAAGUAGAGAUGUGACUUUCGCAGAAGAUGAAGCUUGGAGGUGGGAUCUGGAUACAAACAAUGACUCCCAAAGGCGAUCUGUCAUUAUUCUUGAAGAAGAUUCUCAAGUUACAGCAACCAAUACUAAUGAAGAAGCUGCUGCACCAAGUUAUACUACACCAGAAAAUCCCAUGACACAGACUCUUCCUGAAGCUGGAAGACUGAGGAGACAAAGACAACCACCAGUUACUUUACAAGAUUAUGAGGUAACAUCCGAUGAUGCUAUUGAUGAUGAUGGAAAUCUGGUGCACUUUGCCAUGUUUGCAGAUUUAGAACCUGUAUUUUUUGAAGAAGCCAUUCAAGAUCCUAAAUGGGUGAAUGCCAUGCUUGAGGAGAUGAAGGCAAUUGAGAAAAACAACACAUGGGAGCUUACUGACUUACCACAGGAUCAAAAGGCAAUUGAUGUCAAAUGGGUUUUCAAGACAAAGAUGAAGUCCAAUGGAGAUAUUGAAAGACAUAAAGCAACAUUGGUGGCAAGAGGAUUUGAACAGCGUCCUGGUCAUGAUUAUUAGGAGGUGUUCUCUCCAAUAGCUUGAAUGGAGACCAUUAGAUUCAUUAUAGCUUGGGCUGCACAAAAUCAAUGGAAGAUUAAUCAAAUGGAUGUGAAGUC